AUGAACGUCGGCGCCCGCAUAUUUGGGGCUCAAUUUGGUAUUUACACAUUUAAAAGCUAUUUACCCAUCAUUGCAGCUGUCAUUGUGGCAGCUGUGGUGGGGGAAAUUGCCCACAACGCCCGCAUGAAGAGGCGCCAGAUUGAAGAGUUUCAGAGGCUGUCUCGGCUGCGCCGCCUGGUCCGCCGACAGCGUAAAAGACGCGACUUGGCGCUUCUUAAGGCUAGGGAAAAGGCCAGAAGAGCAGCAGCAAGAAUGGCAGCUCAUGCACAUCCCCACUAUACAUACGUCGGUCGCACGCAUGGUCACGACGUCUGGCGCCUGACGCCCACCGCCAGCGCAGGCCCAACUCGCCAUCCUCCCCCCAGAAUAGGGGCAACAAUAAGGUACGGUGGAGGUAUGCCUUCAGCUCACUACUUCAAGACAGAUGAAGAGUUAGAUCAAGCGGCUCAGACAAAGGAAAGCGAAGGUGCAGCAUCACCCGCCGCACGCAUGGCUCCUCUGAGGGACAAAACCGGUCUGCAAGUCAUGAGUAGAACAGAAGCAGAGACAAAGAAAGGGGACGCAGCUGAAGUAACAGAUUCAACACCUACGCCACCGGUAGCAGCAGCAACGGAAACAACAUGA
Molecule: messenger RNA, 624 nt
Organism: Eimeria maxima
Lineage: Eukaryota; Apicomplexa; Conoidasida; Eucoccidiorida; Eimeriidae
Exons: 1
Coding region: 1-624 (207 amino acids)
Source: RefSeq, a predicted model, not a curated record